CGACAACUCGCGAUCGCAUGGUCACAACCCCAAAAGAGAGGGCCAGUUGAAUAAAAUAUUUAGAACCAUGCUCCUCUCAGCACCAGCCACCCGGUGGACGACGCGAUCCCUCCUCACCACCCCAACUCGUCUGUCCCACCUCCGCUUCUCCUCAUCCGCCUCCGACGCCUCCGCAUCAACAAUCGCAACCUCAUUCCUCUCGCGCUUCCAAUCCCUGGGGCCCCAAACCCGCUCCCAAACCCUCGACGCAAACCAGCUCCGACUUCUUUCCUUAACACUCAACCGACCCUCUCUCUUCCCUGCCUCCCCGCACCUCUCCAGCACCACCGCUCCAAACAAUGCCUCCACUGCCGAUGUCGAGCAUGCGCCCGGAACCCCAGUUCCCGCCGGAUACCACCUCGUCUAUUUUACACCCGCCUUCCUUGAAAACGAGCUCGGUGCUGACGGCACAGAUGCCAGCUAUAACCCCGCACAUCCAUUCACGCGGCGCAUGUGGGCCGGCGGGGAGGUAUUGUGGCCGCGACAGAACGGCCAACCGAACCCAUUGCGCGUCGGCGAUAACGUCACCGAGACAACGAGGGUUCUGAGCGCGGAGCCAAAGAUAGUGCGGAAGACAGGGGAGGAGAUGAUCGUUGUGGGCGUCGAGAAGGAGUUCAGCAAUGCGCAGGGCGUUGCGGUUGUUGACCGACGGAACUGGGUCUUUCGCAAAGCCCUCCCAACACCGACAGGGACAAGAGUAGCAACAUCAGCGGCACAGAACCUUCCACCCCCAUCACCACCAUCACCGCACCCCGCCUCUGCAGCAACAUCAUCGAGCGGCCUCACCCAUACCCGUACACUGCGCCAAACAGCUGUAACGCUAUUCCGCUUCUCAGCACUCACCUUCAACCCGCACAAAAUCCACUACUCGCUGCCGUGGGCGCGGGAUGUCGAAGGGCACAAAGACAUAGUCGUGCACGGGCCCUUGAACCUAAUCUCGAUAUUGGAUCUAUGGAGAGAUCUCCGCGGUGGUGGCGGUUCUGAGAAUUUGGAUGUGGUGCUGCCUGAGAAGAUUUCGUACCGCGCGACAAGCCCUUUGUAUGCGGAGGAUGAGUAUCGGAUUGUAUUGACGGAGGGGACUGACAAGAAGAGUGCGGUGGAGAUUAUUACGCCUGCUGGGAAUGUUGGGAUGAAGGCUGAGAUUACGGGUGUAUAGAUAGCUCUUCGUUAUUGAAGUCCAGGGCAUAACUUACAUGGAUGCUCAUCUUGGUUAAUUCCACGGAGCUUGUUGUUUUCUAGGAUUCUAGAAUGCAUGGUGGAUUCAUGGUUCAAUUUGCUGGAUCAUGCAGCUAUAUAUGUUGAUGCUUGGCCUAGCCCUCUCAAUGCCAUGCUGCGAUAAAACAACCCCGACUAUAUACAAAAUGCUAUACCACUCAAUUCUGCGCUAUUAAGCUGAAUUUACCCUUGGGCAAACAUUGAAGAUAUUAUCCUCUCCUGUAUAGUUACACAAGCGUCAGCGAGAUCACGUGGUGUCAGCUGUCGCACGUGAAAGCUCAGCUGUUCUUCAAAGAAAGAAAUCUAUUUACCUUUU
Messenger RNA from Aspergillus versicolor CBS 583.65, 1570 nucleotides. Its product is annotated as hydroxyacyl-thioester dehydratase HTD2. The transcript has 2 exons. The record is from RefSeq and is a predicted model, not a curated record. Gene Ontology annotation, cellular component: mitochondrion. NCBI's taxonomy places the organism in Eukaryota, Fungi, Ascomycota, Eurotiomycetes, Eurotiales, Aspergillaceae. Gene Ontology annotation, molecular function: (3R)-hydroxyacyl-[acyl-carrier-protein] dehydratase activity. Bases 68 to 1195 code for a protein of 375 amino acids.